AUGCGAUUCCGUGCUGCGCUCCGCUGGGGGCCGGGCCUUGGAGGAGGCGAACUGCGCCGGAAGCAGCAGUCGUGGGGUCCUCAGCGCCGGCUGCGACCUGCUGCACCGGGCCUCGUGGUGCUCCUCAGGCUCCCGCCGAGUCUACGUCUCUGCAGGGCAGUGAACCAUCCUGCCCAGAACCUUAUCCUCACAGCGCAGUUUGACGCAGUCUCCCGGAAGGCCCGCUGCAGGGGCGGGUGCUUGCAGAUUCCUCCAGGGCCCCCUGCAGGCCCUGCCGGCGCCCCCGCGCCCACCCACGGGGCCAGGGAGAUCCGCAGCCGUCUCAGGCUCCCCCUGUCACCCCGGCCCUGCGAAGCGCGUGUGCGCCCCUUAGUUCUCCUAGCCGCCGGGAGCCACCUCCUCCCCUACCCUGCCCCUGGGGGCGCCAUGCCCGAGGAACGCUGGGCAGAGGCGAAGGAACCGGGAAACGUCCCUUUCUCCACACUGUCCUUGGGGUCCGCCGGGUCCUCUCCACUCCCUCUGCCCUUCCCGCACUGUUCCCUGGGGCCUGCAGUUUCAGCAAAGUUCCUGCAGUGCCGAGAAGCCGUCCUGUUGCCCACUCUCACCCUUCCUCCUUUUCUGGCCCAUCUGUCUCCCCACUGGGUCUCCAACACGACCCCCUCUCCUCCCUGCUGUCCCCGGAGCCCCUCUCUGCUUCCCCAGCUCAGCCCCCUCUCUGACCGCUUCUCCCUCCCACCCUCCACCAAAUCUCCCAGCUCUCACGGGGUGUCCCCAAUCCCCGGGCUCCUCCCGCGGUCCCCGUGGCUGGGGAAGGAACCAUCGUUCCCGGGAUUCCAGGUCGCGCAGAUCGGGCAGGGCCAUCGCUGUCCCCUUGCUCGUUGCCGCAGCCCCGUUAGGCUCCGCGCUUCGGGGCCUCCUGGCCCCGGGAGGCUGCCUGUGGCUGCCCGCGCGCCCUUGUGGCUGUGGCUCCGCCGGCCUCCGCUUCUGCCCCGCGUAGCCCCUCCGCGGCCGCAGCCGGCUCGCGCCCGAGCUCACGGUCUCGGGCCGUCCUCGCCGCCGUCGCCUUCGCUGUGGUCGCCCCUCCUCUUCCCCGAGCCCGAGCGGGCCCAACAGAGGCGGAAGGCGGAGAAGCUGGAACGCGCGCGGAGCUGCCGGCGGCAGGUGCGGGAACGGGAGAAGCAGGCCUCGCACAGGACGGCUGCUCAGAGCGGCACGAGCCACCGCCAGGAGCUCCGCACGCAGCUGGAAGAACUCAGUAACACAAUCCGCUGUGGGAGAAAUGGAGGUAGAAAGUCUGAUGUAGAAGUACUCACAGAGAACCCUGCUCCUUGGUCAAUCUCAGAUUAUUAUUGUCAGACCUACUCUAAUGAUGUUAGUCUUCCAAAUAAAGUGGUGACUGAACUGUCAAAUCAGCAAGAUCAGGAUAUCAAAACUCCUUAUCUUAUGACAUGCACCCUGGCAGUGAUAGCUGUGUCAGAUGUGAACCAGGGCAAGUUAGAGCUCACCUUUUCCUUGAUAAGAAAGAUGAAUCAUUUGUUGGUACAACAUUAACUAAGAAGGAAAUGAGUUGGAAAGAAGAAAAGGAUUUUUAAAAUAUAUGAGUAAAAUAUGGGUUACAGAAUACAGACUAUGAAAAUAAGAUAUUGGAGAAUCUAAAAUAUAAAGAUAGAGCUGGAAA
Molecule: messenger RNA, 1678 nt
Organism: Cercocebus atys (sooty mangabey)
Lineage: Eukaryota; Metazoa; Chordata; Mammalia; Primates; Cercopithecidae
Product: helicase SRCAP-like
Source: RefSeq, a predicted model, not a curated record